GAAGGCUACAGAUGCCACCAGCAGGAUGAGCUACAGUCAGAGUACUUUGAUGUGAAUGUUUCUUUCCACAGCACCAUCCUUUAUCACCAAGCAGUAGAAUCCAUUGAUGGCACGACAAGCACAGAAAAUGAUCCACAUAUUGUCAGGGAGCACCUGUUUGUGAUCUCAUUAGGAUGAUACCCAGGACUACCACUCAGUGCACAACGCUCAGGAAUUGAUAGUAGGAUAUCUUCCAAAUCAGUUGCAGCUUAAAACAAGACGUUGUGGGAGCGUAUAUUUGGGCGUGGUCGUACUACAGGCAUGAUACUUUGAACAUGCCUUAUGGCAGCUAAAAACUGUCACCAUGUCUUACCAGAGAAGAUUACAUCCUUUACUCCACUUGUUUGCUGAACCACACAGCUGAUGUCCCAAUCCACAACAAAAAUAGCAUCAUUUCAUGACAAUGUUUGAAAAUAUGCACAUCUUCAAAUUAUGCAGACAUGCUUGAAGCCAUAUUGUAACAUAGGACAUAAGUGGUUACAGCCCGGAGAGUAAAAUUUAUCUCAGAUCCACAAGGAUUAAUAAGAGAGUAACACAUUGCAAACUGCUAUAGGGUAGCACUGUUUACAGGAACAUUGGUAACUAUUAACAUUUGAUAUACUAAAAUGUUCAAUAUUGCUUGAGAAAUUUAUAAUUGGGCGGACCUCUGAGAAAACAAAAACGUUCCAAAAAAAAAUUAAAUUUUUUUUGCGAUGUUGGUCGUUUGAACCAUGUUUUAUAUUAUUAUUUUUUACAGCUUUUGGGGACAAUUUGGGGAAAGAUAACACAAGCCCCAGACCCACAUGAUUCACAUGGGCCAUCAACUGCUUUAUCUGCUAAACGAACCAGCCUACGACAUCCAAACCGUUCACAUCUGUACUGAAGAUGUGAAGGAGCUUAUGACCACCCAAGCCAAAGAAGAAUAUCAGAAAAGCUUCAAAACCAAUGCGUUCAUGGCGGUCUUCACCACAGCCCAUGCUCGAUUAAACCUCUAUGAAGCCCUGGAGACCUAGCAGGAACGUGUGCUGUAUUAUGAUAGACUAUGUGGUGUAUCGCUGGCGCCCAGGUCAGUUGGAGAUCCCUUGAGCAACUUCCUUGGCCAGUUUACAGAUGAGACAGACGAAGGUCCAGUCAUAAAGUUUGCGAGCAGUGGAGCAAAGAAUUGUGGCUAUCUGACCCGUGGUGGAAAGACCGAAUGUAAG
Messenger RNA from Porites lobata, 1220 nucleotides. The record is from the annotation of a GenBank genome assembly. Lineage: Eukaryota; Metazoa; Cnidaria; Anthozoa; Scleractinia; Poritidae.